This is a messenger RNA of Syngnathus acus (greater pipefish), 3834 nucleotides long. It is a transcript of the gene cpt1ab, whose product is annotated as carnitine palmitoyltransferase 1Ab (liver). The coding region runs from base 179 to 2500 and encodes 773 amino acids. Gene Ontology annotation, molecular function: carnitine O-palmitoyltransferase activity. The record is from RefSeq and is a predicted model, not a curated record. Gene Ontology annotation, cellular component: mitochondrion. Gene Ontology annotation, biological process: fatty acid metabolic process; carnitine metabolic process. The transcript has 19 exons. Lineage: Eukaryota; Metazoa; Chordata; Actinopteri; Syngnathiformes; Syngnathidae.
UAGCAAAAGAAGUAGGCGUUGUACACAGGCUCUCAUUCGCGUACCUUGCUUGUGUCAACGUUAGCGAUAUACAAGCUCAGCCGCCGAACGGUGUCUCAUUGUGUGCAGACGCCAAAGUCUUGCACACAAAAUCUCGGAUUCAUAGGAGGGCUUGUAACUUUGCACAGAAGCAGCCACCAUGGCAGAAGCUCACCAGGCAGUGGCCUUUCAGUUCACCGUCACCCCAGAUGGCAUCGAUCUGCAGCUGUGCCAUGAGGCUCUGCGCCAAAUCUACCUCUCUGGUCUUCACUCGUGGAAGAAAAGAUUCAUUCGCUUCAAGAAUGGAGUAAUGACUGGUGUGUACCCAGGCAGCCCAGGUGGCUUCAUGGUUGUGGUCGUGUCUUACAUGUCCUACAAUAAAUACAAACAACUGGAUCCAUCUCUUGGCUUGAUUGCCAAACUGGGACAACACAUGCCUAUUAGUAAAUAUAUGUCGACAGACACCCAGAAGGUUCUUGGUGGGGUAUUGGUGGGCACAGGUCUAUGGGUGACCAUCAUCAUGAUCAUGAGGAAUGUCCUCAAGUCCCUGUUGUCGUGGCAUGGCUGGAUGUAUGCGCGCCAUGGCUCGGUAUCCUGGUCGACUCGAUUGUGGAUGUUGUUAGUUAAGGUGUUCUCUGGAAGGAAACCCAUGCUCUAUAGUUUCCAGAGCUCCUUGCCGCGGCUGCCUGUUCCACCUGUAAAUGAUACCUGCAGAAGGUACCUCGAGUCAGUCCGCCCACUAAUGGAUGAUGAACAAUUUGAACGGAUGACGGGACUGGCUAAAGACUUUGAGAUGAAACUGGGUCCUAGAUUGCAGUGGUACCUAAAACUGAAGUCAUGGUGGGCCUCCAAUUACGUCAGUGACUGGUGGGAAGAGUAUAUUUACCUUAGAGGUCGCGGGCCCAUCAUGGUGAACAGCAACUACUAUGCUAUGGACUUCCUUUAUGUGUUCCCCACCUCAGUUCAGGCUGCCAGAGCAGGUAAUGCCAUUCAUGCCAUCAUGAUCUACAGGAGGAGGCUCGACCGAGCUCAGAUCAAGCCAAUAUACUUGCUGGCAAACAAGGUUCCUCUGUGUUCGGCUCAGUGGGAGCGGAUGUUUAACACUACCCGCAUCCCCGGUUUGGAGACAGAUGUCCUUCAGCACACGAAUGAGAGCAAACACAUAGCCGUGUACCACAAAGGGCGCUUCUACAAGGUGUGGAUGUUUUAUGAUGGAAGGCUUCUCUUGCCACGGGAGAUUGAACAGCAGAUGGAAAGGAUCCUGGCUGACCGGUCGGAGCCCGCGCCAGGAGAGGAGAGGCUCGCUGCACUUACUGCAGGGGACAGGACACCAUGGGCAAAGUGCCGCGACACCUACUUCAGCCGUGGCAAGAACAAGCAGUCUCUGGACGCCAUUGAGAAGGCAGCCUUCUUUGUGACACUGGAUGAAACAGAGCAGCGAUUCGAAGAAAGCAACCCAGUAAAGUCUCUGGAUAGUUAUGCAAAGUCUCUGCUGCACGGAAAGUGUUACGACAGGUGGUUUGAUAAAUCCUUUAACCUGAUCGUUUUUAAGAAUGGAACCAUGGGUCUGAAUGCUGAACACUCCUGGGCUGAUGCUCCCAUCAUUGGUCAUCUGUGGGAGCAUGUGCUUUCCAUGGACCCAUUUAAGCUUGGAUAUACCGAAGAUGGGCACUGCUGUGGGGAGCCCCAUCCCAACCUGCCUGCCCCGCAGAGACUGCAAUGGGACAUCAAUGAUGAGUGCCAAGGAAUCAUCGACGGCUCGCUGACAGUUGCCAGGAUUCUGGCAGACGACGUGGACAGCCACAUUUUCCCCUUCAAUGAUUUUGGCAAGGGUCUCAUCAAGAAGUGCCGUACCAGUCCUGAUGCCUUCAUCCAGAUUGCCCUGCAGUUGGCUCAUUACAGGGACAAGGGCAAGUUCUGCCUGACCUAUGAAGCCUCCAUGACCCGUUUGUUCCGUGAGGGUCGAACGGAAACGGUCCGCUCCUGCACCUCGGAAACGUGCACUUUCGUCCAUUCUAUGAUCAGAGACGAGACUAGAGAACAACGUCUGAAGUUGCUCAAACUUGCUUCAGAGAAGCACCAAAACAUGUACCGCCUGGCUAUGACUGGCAUGGGCAUUGAUCGCCACCUCUUCUGUCUUUACGUGGUUUCCAAAUACCUGGGGGAAGACUCGCCCUUCCUCAAGGAGGUGCUGUCUGAGCCGUGGAGGCUGUCCACCAGUCAGACGCCGCUGCAGCAGGUGGAGCUGUUUGACCUGGUCAGACACCCUGAAUAUGUGUCAUCUGGAGGCGGCUUUGGACCGGUGGCUGAUGAUGGUUAUGGUGUGUCUUACAUCAUCGUUGGAGAAAACCUGAUCAACUUCCACAUCUCCAGCAAACACUCCAGCCCAGAAACUGACUCUCACCGUUUUGGCGCCAACAUCAGACAGGCCAUGUUGGACAUACUCGACCUCUUCCAGCUCGAGAACAAAGUUUCCAAGUGACGGCCUUUCUCCGCUCGAUCUAUCGAUGUCUAUUCUUCCUGAAGCUGUACAGAAUCAAAUAUAGGGUUGGGUUAUUUUACGUGAUGUUGCAGUAAAAGAAAAACUGUUUGAUUGGGCUGCAUUUACAAACCUUGCUUUCGUUUUACGCGUGAGGUGUUUGUGGACUGUACGCAUCUGACAAAUUGUGGAUUCUAGUGGCGUUUGCUACAGGUUGUGCGCAGAACAUUUCUAUUUACUGGACCCUACGCACCAGUGCCUUAGUGAUAAACCACUUGUGUAAAAAGGGCAGAAAGGGAGGAGCGAUCAGAUCUGACGUCACGCUGAUCUUCCCGCCAACCAAAGUACUGAGCAAUAUCCACUUUUUAAGGUUUUAAUUUGCAAUGCGGUGUGAGAUCUUUUGCUGCUUUGUUUCAUUGUUUGAGUUCUUUUAGGUCUUCUUUCAUUUCAUUCGUUGCAGUUGUAUAGUUGCACUCGACUCCCAACUUGUCAAACUUGAUUUAGUAACAUUUGAAAAUCAGGUUUGGGCCAGAAAGUGAGCUUGAUUGUAGAAGGUCGUUUCCAACAUUGGGCCCCACGAUGCCUUUCUAGCACAUUCUUUUAACAUGUUGCGUGUGAUUGUAUGAUGUAGCGACAAAGGUUUGCCUUUGUUUUCAUCCUCAGGUUUUGCUAGUUUGGCAUAUAAGUGCUUUUACUUCCAGCAUGUACAUGUGCAACAGUAGUUGAGAUGCAGUAGAAUGCAGCUGUGAUCAAGGAUGACGGUCCCUCGCGCAUUCAAUGUAAUAUAGGGCUGGAAUUGCUCUUAAACAAAUUGGUUGUUGUACACUCCAUGAAUGAAAUGGUUUUCUCAACACAUAUCAAUGUUCAUUUAUCAUCCAUGUAACAGAAAAUGGGGUUUGGACAUCUCUCCUGUCCACCUGUGUAUAUGGAGUGGUUGUCUUCCUUAGAGUGCAUUUCUAAUGUGUAUAUGUUAGUAUAUUUUAUUUAUUUUUAGUUUAUAGUUUUAGCAAUGCACAGGAAACAGAUGUAGAUGUGCUUAUUUUACAAGCCUUUUUUCCUGGUUUAAGUACUUUUCUGAUCUAUUUUUGACGGACUUUGCCAUUUUAUUGUAUGAUUUAUCUGUCAACUUUCAUGUUUACACUGCUGCAUGGUUUUUGAAGAUGAUGCUGUAUAUGUUUGCUUCUAAUUUAAGGUAAAUAAAAAAACAAAAAACGACAAGCAGCUGGUGCAUACCAAAAGUUUGAACAAUAAAGUGAAUGUCGGAAAGUUGUAUGCUAGACUCUUGUUGUGAGUUGGUGUCAAAUCAAUCAAAUCGAGGAAUAAAAAGUAAGCUGUCA